GGCGACAUGGAGCCGGUGCGGCAGGCGCUGCUGGUGCUGCUGGUGGCCGUCGUGGGCCUGCAGGCGGCCACGCAUGCGCCCAAGGUGCAGGUCUACUCCCGCCACCCGGUCACGUUCGGCGCCGAGAACGUCCUCAACUGCUACGCGGAGGAUUUCCACCCUCCCAAGAUCCACAUGACCCUCCUGCAGGACGACAAGCCCAUGCCCAACGUGCAGUACUCGGACAUGUCCUUCAGCGACAACUGGACUUUCCGGCGCCUCGCCUACGCCGCCUUCGUGCCCGCCAAAGGCUCCGUUUACACCUGCAGGGUGGAGCACGUCGCCCUCCCGGAGCCGCAGACGUUCAARUGGGAUCCAGACUUCUAGGCUGCGCCUGGGAUAGCUGUGGUUUCACAGCUUGCAAGCUGAUACCUACUUAAGUUUUUGUCCCUUUUUCACGUCCCGCUUGAUGAGGAAGAUGAAUCAUCUUGAUCGCACACGAAACGCCUUCUCCGUAGAGUGCUGUCUGCCAGAGCUGAAAUGCUAGCAUUAACUCGCUGGRUUGCGUUCCCUGCCUUCUUCACCGUGGAAUUAAAAUGCUGGGGAAUUAAGAUGGGAGGAAAAGCACGUGGAGGGCUCUCUGCCCUCGAGGCAGAUGAUCCACAAACGCAGCAGUGCUCCAGAACCUGCUCCGAACUGGCAGGUUCGGAUGGUGAUUUUAGAGGAAUCAAGUUUUUGUAAAGCACUGGCCUCUUCUUGGAGAUGAAUGAUGUCAUUGYGUUCUGUUGAGCCCUUUGGAAGUCCUGCCCAUUUGAAACAUCUGCUUGUCCUGAUAGUUUUGGCUGCAUCCUCAGCUGUGUAGGUUGGUAGGAGCACUUUUAAUAGAGCAACUAUUAAAGCUUUUAAUAAAAAAUUAAAUUGCAUAAAACUAAAUUGCCUGAAUUUUUUAGAGGCAGCGUGCUACCUAGGCAUUCUCUGUGCAUGUUAACUGUAUAUCUACAUUACCAAUUAAAUGAUUAUGCAACUUUUUAAAUGCUGAACUGUACAGAA
Nothoprocta perdicaria is the source of this 1029-nucleotide messenger RNA. RefSeq names its product beta-2-microglobulin (gene B2M). NCBI's taxonomy places the organism in Eukaryota, Metazoa, Chordata, Aves, Tinamiformes, Tinamidae. The transcript is spliced from 4 exons. The record is from RefSeq and is a predicted model, not a curated record. Gene Ontology annotation, biological process: immunoglobulin production involved in immunoglobulin-mediated immune response; positive regulation of T cell activation; peptide antigen assembly with MHC class II protein complex. Bases 7 to 366 code for a protein of 119 amino acids. Gene Ontology annotation, molecular function: MHC class II protein complex binding. Gene Ontology annotation, cellular component: MHC class II protein complex.